AUGGACGUCCUGUUUGUGGCGUUUGCGUCUUGUUUUGUUCCUCUCCAGAUUUCGCAGCGUGGCUUGGCGUGCGCAGACCCACAGAUGGGCUCCCGCUGUCGGACUGAAGGCUUCCUGGAGUCUUUCCCGGCCGUCCACACAAUGACGAGCGUCCACGGAAAAGCAGCUACCGGACACCUCUCACCCCACACCUGCUGCUAUGGUGACGCCGCAGCUGCCGCUCUCCCGCCGCCAAACAUUCCCCACACCUACGCCUCGCUCCGUGUGGAGGUGGAGCUGCAUUGUUCUCCUGGGGCUGAAGCUGGACCGAGCCCUGGACGGGUGGGCUGCAGGUCGAGCUGUGGGCGGGAAAUGGGAUGGGAUUGA
This is a messenger RNA of Knipowitschia caucasica, 366 nucleotides long. NCBI's taxonomy places the organism in Eukaryota, Metazoa, Chordata, Actinopteri, Gobiiformes, Gobiidae. The record is from the annotation of a GenBank genome assembly.